AAUUUUUUUUAGAUGAAAAGAAACCCUGAAGUGCACUGUCAUAGAACAAAAACACAGAAUGAGAGUGAUGCUGUUAACCCUUUCACGCCAUUUAUGUACGAGAACCAACAACACCACCAACAACAUAACAACAACCUUAAAAACAUCAAAAUUGAAAAUCCCUUGUCGGUACAAAAAGGUUGCAAUGUCACAAGCUCAAAAAGCACUCACUGAUUACCUCCAUUCCACAAGGUCCAUCCCUUAUGCUUUUGCAGAUAAAAUUUCCAAAAACUCUUUUCAUUCUCUCUCCAAUCUCAUUUCAAAGUUGGGUUCUUUUUCACCUUCUGAUUUCACCAAGAAGCUUGAUAAGUACUUAAGGUAUAACCCAAUUAAUGAAUUUGAGUUUUUCUUUGAAAGUAUUGGAAUUCAAUAUACUCAUGUUUCAUCUUUAUUACCUCAUGAUAAGUUUUUCUUUUGUGAAGAUGGGUCACUUCUUGAUUCUGCUUGUGUACUUUGUGAAUUUGGGUUUCCUUGGGAUAAGAUUGGUUUGAUUUAUAUGGAGAGUGGUUUUAUGUUUAGGAAAAGUGGUUUUGAGUUAAAGGGUAGGUUUAGUUUGUUGAAAAGAUAUGGUUUUUCUAAUGUGCAAAUUGUUGGGAUAUGUUUGACUUUUCCCUUUGUUUUUGGUGUUGAGGAAGGGGAAUUUGUUGAUGAGAUUGAUGGGCUGCUUUCUGAUUUGAGAGUUGUGUUUUUGGAUUUUGAUUUGGGAGGGUUUGUUAAUGGGAAUGUGGAUGUUUGGCAUGAGGUUUGUAGGAAAAUUAAAGUGUUUUAUGAUUUGAAUGAUGGUAAGGGGAAGAUAGGGGAACUCGUCGGAAGGAAUAAACAUGUGAUUCUUGAAUAUGGAGAAAAAGAGUUGAUUGAAAAAGUUGAGUAUUUUUGUAGAUUUGGUGUCGAGAAGGUGGAAGUAGCUCGGUUGAUUCUACAAGGUUCGGAAUUGUUGAAUCUUGAUUUGGAAACGCCGGUGAUUAAUGUGUUGAAGCUGUUGAAACACAUUGGAAUGAACUCGAAAGGUCUUGGUGAUGUACGGAAGAACUAUGCUCAUGUGUUGGGAACGAUAAAAAUGGCUAAUCUUCCCAAUGUGAUGAGAGCUAUGGGUUUACGUGAGUGGUUUUUCGAUAAAAUCAAAGAUGGGAAUCAUAAGCUUUUAGUGAAUUUUGUCACAAGCUAUCCCAAUGAAGAGCGUGAUAAAGGUUAUCGAGAUGGUUUGAAGACAAUUCAUGAUGCAAGAACACCGACUCAUAAUAUGAAUAAAUUAAAUUUCAUGCAUAAUAUUGGCUUCGGUGAAAAUGCUAUGACCAUGGAUAUCUUAACUCACAUGCAUGGAACAAGCGAAGAGUUACAAGAAAGAUUUGAUUGCCUUCUAGGUUUAGGGAUUGAAUUCUCAAAGCUGUGUAAGAUAAUCACAAAGAAACCAAAGAUUCUAAGCCAAAAUCCUGAAACCCUAGAGAAAAAGAUUAAUUUCCUUUGUCAGGAGAUGGGAAAAUCCUUGGAGCUUUUGGACACUUUUCCGGGAUUUAUAUAUUUUGACUUAGAGAACCGAAUUAAGCCGAGGUUCAGAUUCUAUACGUGGGUUAUAGAAAAGGGAUUGUCUUCCAAAAAAUAUUCCAUUUCAAGCAUGAUUGCGACUAGCGACAAGAAUUUCGUUGGCCGUGCUUUUAAAAUUCACCCGGCCGCUCCAAAACAUUGGUUUGAGCAAUUCUAUCCCAAUAAAUUGUGAUCUUGAUGAUCAUAUUACUGUUGUUGUGUAUGAACUCCAACAUUGUUUUCCAAUUCAAUUUGUACAGAUCUCACAAUUGGUUACUUCCCAUCAUUUGGACUUGAAUACUAACCUAUUUGAUAUUGUUGAAACACUAACCUAUUAGAGGCAUCUUUGCUUUGCGAUGAAAAUGUGUUAUUGUUGAAAAGAGAAGGGUAGCUUCCCAUGGUUUUAUUCGGGAACCUUUCCUUAACUCGUUAACAGAUCUUGAGCUCAAUGAUGGCAUACCGAAUUCCUGGCAGCUGAUGUAUGCUUUCACUCAAAUGCAUUUUCUGUUCCUAAAUUCUUGCAUUUGUUGUUCUAAAGUUCUGCAGAAUCAAGGCACUCAUUGGCAACACUGAUGCUCCUUCAAACCCUCAUUUUGAAUCAUUGAGGAGCCAAGGUGAAAUAUUCUGAAUGCCUCCAUUUAUGUGCCUCACUAUCUAUCUUAGAUGAAAGAGAAGCUUGCAUUGCAUCUCUGCUCAGCUGAAUUUCACAUUUUCUGGAUCCUUUUUCUUUAUUUAUAUUAUUAUAUAACAUAUGAUAUGAUCAUAACAAAGUGACAAAGAAUUGUUUCUUUGUUGUCACACAACAAGAAAUGAGCUCAUUAGACAGCAAAUCCAUUAUUUUGUAUAUUAAUUCACAGUGAAAUAGCAGGAAAACUUACCAAUUUAUCUCAUCAUUUGCUCUAUU
This is a messenger RNA of Trifolium pratense (red clover), 2464 nucleotides long. RefSeq names its product transcription termination factor MTEF18, mitochondrial. NCBI's taxonomy places the organism in Eukaryota, Viridiplantae, Streptophyta, Magnoliopsida, Fabales, Fabaceae. Bases 59 to 1753 code for a protein of 564 amino acids. Gene Ontology annotation, biological process: regulation of DNA-templated transcription; chloroplast organization. The transcript is spliced from 3 exons. Gene Ontology annotation, molecular function: double-stranded DNA binding. Gene Ontology annotation, cellular component: chloroplast. The record is from RefSeq and is a predicted model, not a curated record.